AUGUUUUCUCCGUCGGGACCACGCACCCCGGAAAUCUACUUUUCGUCAUAUUCCGAUCAUGUCCAAGCUCCACUCGAGAACCAAGGCAACGUACAGAGUGCCGAAAGUGAAGCACGCGAAGAGACGUUGGCUUGCUGGUUGUUUGCAUUGGUGGGCAUCGGCUUCCUCUUCCCGUUUUCGGCUCUAACGCAGCCCGUCGAUUACUGGAAAAUGCUGUUUCCGGAAUACAACAUCGAGUUCGCCAUCACCUCCGUCUUCAUGUACACUAGUCUGGCGUUCCUGACACUACUAGUUGUGUUUCUCGGAAAACCUCAGUACACAGCUCGCAUUGUCAGUGGCUUCGUCGGUCAGUUGACGGUGCUUGUUUUCGUGCCUACGUCCUACUAUUUUCUGGCAUCCAGCUCAAUCGCUGUACUCGGAGCUACGGCGGUGGCUGCGAUUGCCACGGCUUUUAUUGACAGCUGCGCCAUUGCACUCGUGUCGCAUUAUCCUCAGAGAGUUCAAGAGAGCUUCCAGCUAGGCAUCGGAUUGAGUGCCCUUAUCGGCAGUAUUUAUCGUGACUUGACCAAGCUUGUUUUUCCAACGGAUCAACUACUGGCAUCAUCGCUAAUCUACUUUUACUCGGGAGCGCUCACUAUUGCGCUUUGUAUCGGUGCAUAUUACAAGGCAAUGAGGCUUCAGAUCACGAAAAAGUAUCUAUUCACAGAAGGAGGCAACCACGAGCUUGACGAAAAGCGCGAAUCUAUUGAUGUUGUUGGUCCUACUCCGACCAAGUGGUCCGUUUUGAAGAAGGUGUGGCAUUUGGAGAUUCUCAUCCUGUGCGUGUAUUUGGCGAGUUUGUCGGUCUGGCCACCGCUCGUCACGGAGAUCAAGACUUACAACUUCCCGUCGCUCCAGGAGAGUGGCUGGUGGUCUCUUAUCCUGCUUACGGUUUUCUCGACUUUCGACUGUGUGGGUCGAUUCGUCGUCAACCACCGCUUCGGCCUCAAACCCAGCAAUGUCUGGAUGCCGAUCAUCGCACGAUUCAUAUUCGUGCCGAUCAUUAUCGGCAUUGUCAAAGAAUGGUGGCUCCAGAACGACAUUUGCUCAGUGCUGUGCGUGCUACUUCUCGGAUUUGGUAACGGCUAUUUGGGUGCUUUGACCAUCAUCUUUGUGAGUGAAAGCGUGCAACCCGACGAACAACACAUUAUUGGCCCCAUUACCAGCUUCUUCCUUAAUCUAGGACUCGUGUUGGGCUCCACCGUCGGUCUCGUCCUGGACUCCGUCCUGCUAGACUAGCUAAAUACAUUUUUCGC
This is a messenger RNA of Phytophthora nicotianae INRA-310, 1295 nucleotides long. RefSeq lists its product as hypothetical. Gene Ontology annotation, biological process: nucleoside transmembrane transport. Gene Ontology annotation, cellular component: plasma membrane. The record is from RefSeq and is a predicted model, not a curated record. The coding region runs from base 1 to 1278 and encodes 425 amino acids. The transcript has a single exon. Gene Ontology annotation, molecular function: nucleoside transmembrane transporter activity. Lineage: Eukaryota; Oomycota; Peronosporomycetes; Peronosporales; Peronosporaceae.